Messenger RNA from Sphenostylis stenocarpa, 1116 nucleotides. Lineage: Eukaryota; Viridiplantae; Streptophyta; Magnoliopsida; Fabales; Fabaceae. The record is from the annotation of a GenBank genome assembly.
AUGGCCGGAGUUAAUCCGAACGGUGUCGCCGAUUUUCCGGCGGUUCAGACACACGGUGGACAGUUUAUUCAGUACAACAUAUUCGGCAACCACUUCGAGGUUACGACGAAGUACCGUCCUCCGAUCAUGCCUAUUGGCCGCGGCGCGUACGGAAUCGUUUGCUCGCUGUUGAAUACGGAGACGAAUGAGCUGGUGGCUGUUAAGAAGAUAGCGAACGCUUUUGAUAACCACAUGGACGCUAAGCGAACGCUCCGUGAGAUUAAGCUUCUUAAACAUUUGGAUCAUGAAAAUGUAAUUGGUUUGAGAGAUGUUAUUCCUCCACCAUUACGUAGAGAGUUUAAUGAUGUGUACAUAGCCACUGAACUCAUGGAUACCGAUCUUCAUCAUAUCAUUCGCUCCAAUCAAAGUCUGUCGGAGGAGCACUGCCAAUACUUCUUGUAUCAGAUUCUUCGUGGGCUAAAAUACAUACAUUCUGCAAACAUAAUUCAUAGAGAUUUAAAACCGAGCAACCUGUUGCUAAAUUCUAAUUGCGACUUAAAGAUCAUUGAUUUUGGUCUUGCGCGACCAACUUUGGAAAGUGACUUCAUGACAGAAUACGUAGUCACAAGAUGGUACAGGGCGCCCGAAUUGUUGUUGAACUCCUCAGAUUACACCUCUGCGAUAGAUGUCUGGUCUGUUGGUUGCAUCUUCAUGGAGCUUAUGAAUAAAAAGCCUCUGUUUCCAGGCAAAGACCAUGUGCAUCAGAUGCGCCUAUUGACAGAGCUUCUUGGCACCCCAACUGAGGCUGACCUAGGGUUAGUGAAAAACGAAGAUGCGAGAAGAUAUAUCAGACAACUUCCUCAAUAUCCUCGCCAACCUUUAGCUCAGGUGUUCCCCCAUGUUCAUCCUGCAGCCAUUGAUCUUGUUGAUAAAAUGUUGACCAUUGAUCCCACCAAAAGAAUUACAGUUGAAGAAGCACUAGCCCAUCCAUACCUUGAAAAACUGCAUGAUGUAGCUGAUGAACCAAUCUGCAUGGAGCCAUUCUCAUUUGAGUUUGAGCAACAGCAAUUGGAUGAAGAACAAAUAAAAGAGAUGAUCUACAGGGAAGCAUUAGCACUCAAUCCUGAGUAUGCUUAA